CAGUUUGGAGUGGGCUGCGCCGGCCAUUUUUGUCCAACUAAUCCCCACGCUAGCUCGACCGACUUCCAUAGAGUUCAAUUAUGGAGACUAGCGUGCAAGUGGACAUCAAAAUCUCCUCCAAACUUAUCUAACUACCCUAAUAAUCUCCUCCACCACCAGCUCCUCCGCUAAAAUCAAUACUGGUCGGAUCGACUCCCCGGCAGCCCUUGUGCCCGCCUCUCUAAAUGGAUGUUGCUGCCAGAUCAAGGAGGGCCUCGGACAGGCUCACGGCCCUCUCACGCCAGCUCCUUGACCGGCCGACUCCGCCUCUUCGCUCUGACCUUGCAAUCAACAACUCCUCAAUAAACAACGGACGGGCACGAAACAAGCCCCCGAGCCGGUGGAUCCUCAACCGGCAUGGUUCGAGCUGCCGUUCUGGUGUGCCUCUUUGAAGGUGACAACGGCGAUCUGCGCGUUAUCCUCAUCAAACGGGCCUCCACGCUCUCUUCUCACGCUGGUACGGUCUUCAUGCGGAACUAAGUAGCAGGCGGGUAAAAAUGAGGAUAAUCACAUGCACAGCCUAGGAUUUUGGGCGGAGAUUAUCACUCAUCUCGAUCUAGGAGAAGUUGCAUUGCCUGGUGGGAAAAGAGAGGAAGGGGAUGCAAAUGAUGUGGAGACUGCUCUGAGAGAGGCCAAGGAGGAGAUAGGAUUGGAUGCUUCCCUUCUUCAAGUCGUAACUCUUCUCCACCCAUUCGUCUCCGUGCGUGGAAUAUCGGUGGUACCUGUAGUGGCUCUGCUCUUGGACCGGAAGACCUACAAUCCGGUUCCAGACCCAACCGAAGUCGAGCUGAUACUCGAUGCUCCAUUGGAAAUGUUUCUCAAGGAUAAGAACAGAAGAGAGGAGGAGCUGCAGGUGAGGGGGCAUCGGUGUCUGCUCCAUUUCUUCGACUAUGAAACAGAGGAUGAGAAAUUUGUUAUAUUUGCUCUAACUGCUGCGAUACUGACGAGGACUGCAUCGGUAGUUUACCAGAAAGAACCUGAAUUUGUAGUCAGGAGCCCCAAAUUGUGGCAUUAGCAAUCAGUUCUUCGCCGAUAUCAAUGUCCCAAAAUUCGGAGGAUUCUUUGGAACUUCAUAGUGUAAUUUUGUUCUGAUAAUAUGCAGUUGAUGAGCAGAAA
Messenger RNA from Punica granatum (pomegranate), 1155 nucleotides. Lineage: Eukaryota; Viridiplantae; Streptophyta; Magnoliopsida; Myrtales; Lythraceae. The record is from RefSeq and is a predicted model, not a curated record.